This is a messenger RNA of Penicillium digitatum Pd1, 2442 nucleotides long. Lineage: Eukaryota; Fungi; Ascomycota; Eurotiomycetes; Eurotiales; Aspergillaceae. The record is from RefSeq and is a predicted model, not a curated record.
AUGGACCCGGUCUUUAACGAUACUUCCACCUAUGAGCGCUCGGUGUAUAAGCAGGUCCUGCAAACACACGAUGGAUGGUUGCACGGAGGGUUGAAAGAUGCGGGGGAACAGAGUCAGACCCAAGAUGCUGGUAGUUUUCAUGGUUCGCAACCGAAGUGUGGGAUGCAGAAUGAAAUGAUUGCUUCUGCGUACUACCCUCCCAACCCAGCGUCAGGGUCCGAAAAUCCUGGCCAUCAGAGCUCAGGUUUCUCUCACCCCGACUCCACUUGUUCCCACGCUGCUCCGAUUGCUCCGGUAUCCCAAAGCUUUGCCACUGGGAACGAAGUAGAUCAUGCCCACAACCCGGAGCAGUCAAGCAUGCCGGACCGCCUAGUUGCUGAGGAGCACGGGGGACAUUAUGCGGGAGGUAUCAAUUUCCAGCAACUCCUCGACAAUCUUUCUCAGCCCAACCCCGGUGCAACCACUCCCGCUGUCUCUUCCGCAGAGAACUCGUCUUACCACCAAGCACCCGCUGGCGAGUCCCUCAAAUCCCAGGGCAUCCCUGCCCCCCCUCAAGCCCAAAGCUACGGUUCUAUUCAGGCCCAUUAUACUCGAACUGGCGAGGUGGCAUAUCACCAACUUCCCCAUGAUGCUGUUGCCACUGCAAUGCCUGCCUACUCAGCCCAGCCUUGUAAAAUCCAACUCCCAAACCAGUCUCAGCCAUUUACCAUUGCUUCGGGAGAGCACUUGGCUUUCAACAACCUACCUCCUCCUAUUGCCACCUACCCGCAAACUCCAUCUACCGGUGCCGAAUCUCAGGGCUCUUUGCAAGAGCCUUCUGUAGCCUCCAAGAAAGGCCGUGUUGACAAGCAGGGCCGACCUAUCAAGCUUUCUGAUGAUGAUGCGCCCUGGGGACCAGAGGUUCAAAAGAAAUAUGACGAGUUUCUGCACGAUGAGCGGGUCUAUGUGACAGAAGGUCUUUGGGAUCGGUUCCCGAUAGGCUCCAGGCUGUUUGUUGGCAACCUUCCUACGGAAAGAGUCACCAAGCGAGACAUGUUCCAUGUCUUCCAUAAGUACGGCAAACUGGCUCAGAUAUCGAUCAAGCAGGCAUACGGCUUCAUACAGUUUCUGGAGGCGAGUUCCUGCCAUGCGGCUCUCGGCGUCGAGCAGGGAGCCACCGUGCGGGGCAGGAAGAUACAAAGACCUAACUGUCCCCAGAUCUUGAAAUUUCAAAGCCACAGCGAUCGGCCCGACCCGUUCAAGCACCCGAAGCUUCCCGUGCACCGCCGCCACGUCGUUCUCGGUCACCGGAGUUCAGCCGUGCCGGUUCUGGCCGAACUAAUGCUCGGGCCCCAGUCGAUCGAUACGACCGGUCUAAGCCCUAUGAAGCAAGUCGGCUUCCAUUCAGUGAUUUCCGGGAUGAACCUUCUCAUCGCAGCAGACGCGACGAUUAUCGCCUGCCGCGAUCGCCUUCCCCGCGACCCUUUCGGGGGUCUAGAGAUGGGUAUCGGUCGCGCGACAGAACCCCGGAAAGAUUCGAUCGUCGCGAGCGAAGGCGCUCUCGUUCUCCACGUUCCCCUCGCUCUCCUUAUUCCAGAGAUCGGCGUUACCGCAGCAUCAGCCCGAGACCCCGUGGUGUCUAUGAAGGCGAAGCAGAUUUACCUGUGCCUCGGCGAGCCCAGCGAGACGUACCAGAGAAACUUCGUUCUUCAUGUAGAGAACGCUUUCCGCAACCGUGGGUUGCGAGUAGAUGUCCUAGUGCUUGGCCCACGGAUCCCUCUUGGCGCUGCCGUGCAUCGUCAGUUUAUUGAAGGUGUUCUUGCGGUUGUUCGCCUCUCUCGUCCGAACCAAGUUUCUCGAAAGAUUCCUCUACAGCUAUUUGAUCGAACCGCUGGAUUGGAUAAUGUCCGCUUCCUUGAUUACCCUGAGCUGGAGCCUAACAUGUCUGCUGAACUCCUGAGCCACCAAUCCCAAGCAAUGCAGCGAGGAGCAGCACCAACUGCAUUUGCACCCAAUCCUAGUUUCAUCAUCCCUCCUGCACAGCCUAUGCCGGUCCCUCCGCCCGGCUUGCCUGCGCUUUCAAAUCCACCCAACAUAGCGAACCUCAUUGGUUCACUUGAUGGUCCUAGCCUUUCAACGCUCUUGGCGGCGCUCCAGCGACCUCCCCAUUCACAGCCCGUGUCCGCUACUCAGUCGCCCUUUUCCUCACCAAACCCACCUCCUGCCGAUCUCGCCAGUCUCCUGACCAACGCGCAUCGGCCUCCACCCAUGCAAACCAUCCAACAGCAACCCCUUCCUCACCUACCCUUCAAUCUCCAGUCUGUAAAUGCACCCAUCAUCACCGAUCCAGCUCUACUCUCGCUCCUGGCCAAAGGACUAGGUGGACAACAGCAGCAAAGCCAGGGACCCGUAGGUCCCCAGGUACAGAAUCUGAUGCAGCACCUGGCCAAAUGGAAGCAAUGA